CACACACUACACAUACACACACUACACACACAUACAUACACACACACACGCACACACACACACAAACACACACAGCUGGCUUAUUCGGCAGCUAUUCUCCUUUUAGCACAAGUGUUCACUAUAGCUUCUUGUGACAAAACCCUCAAAAUGUUAGCUUGUGUUUAAAUAAAGUACAAACGGAUAACAACCGGCUGACGUUAGCUCGCUAGCUAACGAUACACAUCAAGCGGCCAGUAGCAUCUUUCGCUUCGCUAGCUGUCACCGGAGAUCACUGGAUCGUGUAUGAGAAGCUGUAAAUAUUGGUACAACUUUGCCUGAUAUUUGAGAAGAGCCACCAAGACUCUUGAUUUUGAAUAUUUAUUUUUUUGAUCGUGUUGUCUGUUGGCCCGUAGUUUUGUCAAAACGGCGCCGUUAACGAACUGCACCCUUAUUGCAUACUGUCAGAGACCAACUACCCCCCGGAUCCUCUCGAAAUGCAUCAUCCGGACCCUGCAGGAGACUCUGGCAGUGUUAGAAAGAUGUCGCACCCGGGUGUCUUUCACAGGAGGGGUAGCACUACAGGCAGCGGGAGCGGCUCUGCGCUGUCAACACCGGCGAACCCGGUGGUCAAUAACAGCCACGUCCCCGCCGAUGAUUAUCAACCCUCCCUGUUGAUUCAGUGCCAACCUCCUGCUGGUUCAUCCUCCCCGAGUCCCCAUCAUCAUCCUCCUCCUCCCCACAGCCUGAAUUUACAUCCCCAACCCCAGCCCGCGCAGUCCACCGGGGCUCAGAUGAAAAAGAAGAGUGGUUUCCAGAUCACGAGUGUGACUCCUGCGCAGAUAUCUGUGAGUACCAACAACAGUAUUGCAGAGGACACGGAGAGCUAUGAUGACCUGGAUGAGUCCCACACAGAGGAUCUGUCUUCUUCUGAAAUCCUGGAUGUAUCUCUCUCCCGAGCUAAUGACAUUGUCGGAGCCGAGAGGAGCUCCUCAGAGGAGACGCUGAAUAAUUUCCAUGAGGCGGAGACCCCCGGAGCUGUAUCCCCCAACCAGCCUUCACACCCCCAUACCCUGAACAUGGUGAACGGGACUGUGCACCAUCACCAUCAACAUCCUCAUCAUCCUAACCAUGUCCAGGCCUACCCUCUGUCCUCCGGGGCUGGGAGCACCCCGUCUGCCCUCACGUCUGGAGCUUUACCUUGUGUCACCCAGAAAAUGCCUUCUAACAUGGGGGAGAAUGUUUCCCAGGCAGCCCCUCCAAGUGGCGUUGCUCAGCCUGUGGGGGUUGUGGCCCCGGGAUCUGUACCAGGAAUUCACAGCUCUGCUACGGGCACUACAGUUAGCAUAGUUAAUCCCCAGACCAGCAGUGUUAGUAAUGUGAAUAUGUUGAGCUCUGCCAAUGUGCCUGUGAGGGGGGGGAUCAGUACGAGUGCUAGCAGUAGCAGUGGUGGCUUUCCUCUCAAUGUGAUAAGCAGCAGUGGGGGCAGCGGAGGUGGAGGUGGUGCUGUUGCCACUGGGGGUAACCUCAUGGCCGCCACUAAUGUCAGCAUGAUUCAGCAACACCAAAACAUCAACUCAAACAUCACUAUGACUACUACGACCACUGCUGCUACUGCUGCUGCUGCUGCUGCUGCUGCUGCUGCUGCCAGUGCCUCUGGAGGAAUGGGACUCUCCAGUGUGAUCCAGGGCCGAGUUGGAUCUGCUGUGCUGCAGCCCGCCAGUGCCACUGUUACAGCUAUGGCUACAGCCCCUAUACCAUCUACUCCUGCCCCAGCUCCAGCCCCUGCAAUUGCUACCACCAGCUCUCGCUUCAGGGUGGUGAAGCUGGACUCUAGUUCUGAGCCCUUCAAGAAGGGCAGAUGGACAUGCACUGAAUUCUAUGACAAGGACACUCCAGCCUCUGCUUCCAGCUCCUCCACAUCUGAAGCUGGGUCUCUCAGCAUGCGUCAGUUUGUCUCUGAGAGCUUUGCUGGGGGCUCAGAGAGGGAAAGCACAAGUGGUAGCUCUGUGAGUAGCACGAUAAGUACAUUGAGCCAUUAUACUGAGAGUGUGUGCAGUGGAGAGGCUGGGGGACCCCCAGUACCCCAGCAUGCCCAGGAUUAUGCCUCCCCUCCUCAGGGCUUUCAAACAAUCCUCCCGAGUGGCUUAAGCAUGGGUGUGUCACAAACCCAGCCUCACAUGCAGCCCCAGGAUUUUACCCAUUCACAUGUAAAGACUACUGUGGCCCCCUCGACCCCCACAAACAUUCAACAGCCCGCACCCAUGCCGGGCCACCAGGCCACCAUUGGACUCUCUACGUCUGCUGUAUCCCAGCAGCAGCUCACCUAUGCCCAGGCAGUUGCUAAUCAACCUCAAGGCUCCACACAGGGCAUAGUGGGUGUGCAGCAGCACAAGAUAGGGUAUGCCUCCCUGCCACAGCAGCCACCUGCUAACCCACAAGGAGCUCCGGUGCAGGUGAGGCCACCUGAGUACAGCCAGCAACACCAGGGUAUCCCCCAGGCAGCUGCCUCUCAACCUCUGAUGAACCAAGCUGGAACGGUUCCCUCCGGGCCAGCUAAUGGAGCAUGUCAGAUGAUGGGAGGCCCGCAGCAGUCACAGGCACUCCUCCACACACAGCCCCAGCAGCCCCCUUCCCUUCAAGCCACCACCUCUCAUGUUGGAGUUGCAGGUCUUGGCCAGCAGCCUCAGAGCCACCCUGCCCAUCUGGAUUGCCAGCAGCAGAAGCCACAGUCACUCCCAACACAAAUCCAAAACCCGGGCCUGGGCACCCAGAUGCCCACUACAAUCCACCAGAGCCAAGUGUCCGCACCAAGUGUGCCUCCUCCCAACCCCCAGAGUGAUCCCCAGGCCCAGCAUCAAGCCCACAAUGCUGGGAAUAGUGGUAGGAUGCCCCCACAGGGUAUUCCCCACAACCAGCCGUCGUGUAUCAACCUGUCCCAGGACCACAGCACUGCCCAGGCCCUGGCUCAUGCCGCCCAGGCCAGUGCCCUCUAUGCUAGCCUGCCCACCUUCACCACCACUCAGCUGCAGGACGCCCAGCGGCUGCUCCUCCAGCACCAGUCGGCUCUGUUUGGGAUGACCAAGCUGUCCGGAGGAGAGGCUGGAUCGGGAUCUAACACUGGCCAGGGUCAAGAAGCUGAGGGCAGCGCCACCACCGCCAGUGCCUUAACUGCAUCAGCUGGUCUCAAGAACGUAGAUGGAGAGGAGGAUGGUUCGUCAGGAGCCAGCGUUGUGGCCAUAGACAACAAGAUUGAACAAGCAAUGGACCUGGUGAAGAGUCACCUGAUGUACGCCGUGCGCGAGGAGGUGGAGGUCCUGAAGGAGCAGAUCAAGGAGCUGAUCGAGCGUAACUCCCAGCUGGAGCAGGAGAACACCCUGCUGAAGACACUGGCCAGCCCAGAGCAGAUGGCCCAGUUCCAGGCCCAGGUCCAGACCGGCUCCCCGCCCGCCGCCCCUACAUCUGCCGCUCCAGGGCCCCCAAGCACCGCCACCCUCGCCCAGCCCGCCUCGCACAGCUCUGGCCCCUCGGCGUAGCCCAGUCUGCGCAAACACAAACUUGACUGACUUGACUGUUUUUGAGCUCUGCUACGGCAGCAGAGCUAAACCUUGCCUUCUACAGCAGGAGGUUUCGCUGUUAAGACAAGAAUUUGCACAUAUUUAUCUCUCAGAAGGAUGCAGCUAGCGGGACGAGUGGGGCAGUGGAGGGUGACAAUCUUGAGACGCUCUACGGGGGGUUGGUUUCAGAGGAGGAGGAAUCAUCGAACAUUUGCCAAAUAACCCUUGGACAUAUCAACUAGAAUGUCUUAUUAAGAAGGAACAAAACAAGCUUAUCAGUGGCGAUAAUAUACUUAAUUAUAGAUUAAAAAAAAAAUCACUGUGCCUGUGUCUGGAUUUUAAGUGAUGUCGAUUUUACUGAUGAUGGCGAAGGAAGAGUAGGAGGUGGAGGACUGUGUUGGUUGUUACCAUUUUUUGCUGAAUGAUGUAAUGUAAAUAAACGCGGUUCUCUCUCAAGGCUAAAGUUACAGGCAGAGAGAUUUGAGAGAGAGAGAGAGAGAAAGCGAGAAAAAACGCCUUCUCAGAGUGACAAAUGAAGAAUGUGAGCAAUUAUUAUCAUGACAAAGUCCCCAUCUGGAAUGGGGUGGGGUGGGGGGGGGAGUCAGGGGAAGGGUAUUUUGAACAACACUUGGCAGCAUUGAUGACGUUACUUCAACUGUGGGUUGGUGGGAUGAACAAAACGUGGUUUCUUAUGGAAAUGAUAAUAUUAUAUUUUCAGUAUUUCACUUUCAAGCUCCUCAUUUUUGCCCGUGACAAAAGCUCAUCGUUGCUGUUUUCUCAGCCCUGCAGUGGCAUGUAAUUUAAACCUUAUUUGACAGGGUUGAGAGACAUUUGGGCUAAGCUGCAUUUUUUUUUUUUUUUUUUUUUUUCCUAAAAAGUUUGGACAGAAGAUGAUGUAUAUUUCUGUAUAGUGUAAGUAACAUGUAAAAUAGUGAGGAGGAGAGAAGAAAAACAACAGAUGCUAUCUAGGUCACACAGAUUGAAGUGGGGAAGCGAGGAACGUGCUGGUCUUGCUCAGUCUGUGUCGUCUAUUUUUAAUGCUGUAUUUUCAGGAUUGUGGAUCGAUGGGAGUUUAGGUUAUUUAAGUGACAACACACAGCCAACAAUGUUGUCCAUAUCCCCUACUGCUACAAUAACUCUUACUGUAAAACCAUUUUCACUUGGCUCCUUUUUUUUUUUUUUUUUUUUUCCUGACGUAUUGCACCUUUUACGAUUUUUUUUUUUUUAAUUUUUGACAGUGAAGUACUUCUGGAUGAACAAUAUCUUCAACCUUUAAGAAAAAAAAAAACAAAACAACAAAAAACAAUACAAAUACAAACAAACUCUGGAGAUGUUUUUUCUUUUACAUUCUGUGUAUCAGUUGUAUGCUCAUGUUCUGUGCAUGUUUUCCGCAAAGACCGGAUGAGAAAUUGUAACAUACAUACCACAAAAUUGCACUUGACAGCCGCACUUCACAACUUUCAAUAAACAUGCUUAAGGAAGAAUAACUUA
Messenger RNA from Thunnus maccoyii (southern bluefin tuna), 5024 nucleotides. RefSeq names its product TSC22 domain family protein 1-like. The record is from RefSeq and is a predicted model, not a curated record. Lineage: Eukaryota; Metazoa; Chordata; Actinopteri; Scombriformes; Scombridae. The transcript is spliced from 3 exons. Gene Ontology annotation, biological process: regulation of transcription by RNA polymerase II. Bases 474 to 3512 code for a protein of 1012 amino acids.